AUGGAACCGCCACACGGUGACGUUUUGGGACACAUGACCUCGCACGUGUUUGCAUUGAGGGUAAGAGCGGAAGUGCUGUUUUUUUUUUUUUUGUAUUUGAGAGCCGCAUAUAAUUUAUUGCUGUUUACUAUAGGGGGAAUCUUCGAAGAAAAGUAUUUUUUAUUUUAUUUUUUAUUUUGCGCCUCUUUAAAAUUUCUAUCUUUUCUUUUUCUCUCUCUCUCUGUCUUUCUCUCGCUGCGUGUGUGUGUGUGUGUGUUUCUGUUAGUUCUUGGAGGUAAGAGGUCUGCGUUCAUAGCAGAGUUUCAGGCCAAUAUUACUAAUUUCAUAAAAGGCACAAUUCAAAGGACAGACAUAAUGUCAGAGGCACGGUUACCAAAGUACGCGUGGGAGGAAAUCCGAAAACACAACACUGACAAGGAUUGUUGGGUGGUGCUGUACGGCCGUGUGUUGGAUGUCACGAAGUUUUUGUCUCAGCAUCCUGGUGGAAUUGACCCUAUCAAUGAUCUUGGGGGGUACGACAUCACCAACUCCUUUGAAAGCAUCGGGCAUUCCUCAAGGGCACUAGUCUUGUCAAAGGAGUUUAUUGUUGGCGACUUGGAUAAGGAUUCCAAGCCACCCGUUGUAGAACCGAAGGCGUCACGAGAGGAUGUGCCUCUGACGGCUUAUAAAGCAGGGGGUGAAAUGAUUCCGCUGAGUUACAUUUUGGCUUCUGUUUUUGCACUGAUGCUUCUUUUUUAUUAUUAUUUGAUGGCAUAG
This is a messenger RNA of Trypanosoma cruzi, 756 nucleotides long. Its product is annotated as cytochrome b5-like, putative. The record is from RefSeq and is a predicted model, not a curated record. Gene Ontology annotation, molecular function: heme binding. The coding region runs from base 1 to 756 and encodes 251 amino acids. Gene Ontology annotation, cellular component: membrane; intracellular membrane-bounded organelle. The transcript has a single exon. NCBI's taxonomy places the organism in Eukaryota, Euglenozoa, Kinetoplastea, Trypanosomatida, Trypanosomatidae.